This is a messenger RNA of Diplodia corticola, 2373 nucleotides long. RefSeq names its product armadillo-like helical. Lineage: Eukaryota; Fungi; Ascomycota; Dothideomycetes; Botryosphaeriales; Botryosphaeriaceae. The record is from RefSeq and is a predicted model, not a curated record. The transcript has a single exon. The coding region runs from base 1 to 2373 and encodes 790 amino acids. Gene Ontology annotation, biological process: rRNA processing. Gene Ontology annotation, cellular component: nucleus.
AUGGCUCCCAGCCAGGACGUCUACGCGGCAAACGCCCUCAAGGCCGUCACCUACCGCCUCUCGUCCGUCCCCGCCAAGCAGCUCCCGGCCCUCAUCCCCCACGUCACCGCAACGCUCCCCGCCUGCAAGCCCGUGCUCUCCGCUCCGCAGAUUGCCUCUGGGAAGGAUGCCUCUGAGACUGCCGUGCUGGUCCACAAGUUCAGGACCCAGAUCUCCACCCUCCUCCAGGACCGCUCCGUCGAGGCACGAUGGUCCGCCGUAAUCCUGGCGAAGUCCGCCGUCGAGCUUGGCGGCUGGGAGAUGCUGCAGAAGAGCGGCCCGUGGGUCAGAGGUCUCCUGGGCAUCCUGACCAAGCCGGACCCGCCGACCACCAAAGUCCUGACCAUCGUCACUUUGACUCGCAUCUUCAUGCUGACGCGUGAUUACCAAACCCUCGUGAGAGAGAUCACCACGCCUGCCCUGACCCCGUUCAUCACUUCCUGUGUGAGCAUCCUCUCCAGAGCCAGGACCGUAGACCAAGGCACCCCCCAGCUGGUUGAGACCAUCCUUGAAAGCUUUGCCCGUCUGCUCCCGCGCCACCCUACCACUUUCCGGCCCCACCUAGGCAAGUUAAAUCAGUAUCUUUCCACUGUCAUUGCCCAGUCCUCCACGGACGAGAAUGCGUACCUCAGCGCCGAUGGCCUGGCCGCUGCUAGGAACUUGUAUUCACAACUUCCCAACUGCGCCGCGAAGAGCGGAUCCAAGGAAGAGUGGGAGAAGUCGCUCCAAAACGUCAUCAUUGCCACCCACCAGGCUGCGGACAAGGUCUUCCGCGCGGUCAUCGAGGAGUGGGAGUCGGUCACAGGCAUUCAGCCUCCCAGCACCACAAACCGCACCUUGGAUCAGGUUGUCCAGCAAUCCGAACCAGAUCAGUGCGGGUUUCCUGCUUGGACUGGCAUCUAUGCUGGGAGUUCGCGUCUGAUCGGCCUGCUCGAGCUUCUGGCUAAGCUGACCGCUUCUUCCACUUCUACGUCCGGCCCCGUCAGCUACCGCAUAGCGCAUGUCAUGGAUCUCCUCACCCGCAUCCUGUCCAUCACCGCUCCCGCGGGUCAAGACAGAAAAAAUCAGCGUCGCGGAAUCGCCUUCAACGACCAAAUUGGAAAGGAGGAGCGCAAUGCCCUUUUCACGGUACUGCCGCAAAUUCACGUAGCCGCUCUGGCUCUGUUUGAGGUUCUCGUGGAUCGGUUCGGACGCGCUCUUUCUCCUGUCGUGGAAUUUUUCCUCGAACGCCUGUCUUUCGUCUUUCAAGAAGAGAGAUCACUCGCAAACGUCCGCGCCGCCUCUUAUUCCACACUCUCCAAAGCCCUGCCCAUCGUCGGCUCGACGCUUACCGCUCCGCAAGUGAAGAGUCUCAACACCAUCAUGCAUACAUGCUGCGAGGACCUCCUCCCGCGGGACAGCGACGCAGCGGCUGCCCCGAAGACGGGCCCCGCGACAGGCACCACCAAAAACCAAUCGCAGCAGACGACGUCCAUCAACGCCGACAGCUUCCUGAGCAACGCAAAGGACAAGUCAUCGUCACCGCAAGCGGUCGUUCCCGACGGCCUGCGCGAAAGCGCGCACGCGCUCCUGCCGCUCCUCCUGAUCCACCUCCCCGCACACGCCAUGGACAACUCGGUCCGCGCGCGCAUCGACAGCACCGCCGUCCUCGCCCGGCACGAGGAGGCCCUCCUCGCCAGCGUCCUCAGCCUCGACCCCAGGGGCAACCCCAGCCUGCUGCCGCUCCUGGCGCGGCUGCAUCCCCAGUCGCCCGCCGUCGAGGCUCUGCUUCGGCCGCGGGUCCCGGCCAUCCGGGCCAACGCUAGCGGCAACUUCAACCUCGCCUCCGAGGAGGACGACGAGGACGAGGACGAGGACGAGGACGAGGAAGAAGAGAAAGAAGAAGAGGCCGCAAAGACGCCGGCUCAAGCCGACGAGAUGCAGCUCGACACCACCGAGGAACCGACGACGGGCGGCCUCCAGUCCGAGCAUUCAGAGCCCGUCACCGUACGGUCGAAGCGAGUAGACGAUGAUAAGGAGGAGGAGGCAACACGCGCCGCUGAACCGGAUGCCACCGCCCCCGAGGAACCUCAAUCCGCGAGCAAACGACCGAACACGGAAACGACGGAAGCGCGUCAGCCUCGCUCGCCGAAGCGCGCGCGUGUCGAGAGCCCGCCGAGAGACGUGCCGCAGCCGGGACAGCAGGAACCGCCUGCGUCCACGCUGCCAGCGGCGGUGCCGCCUGUCGAGCCGGGGUAUGGCAUGGAGGAUGAGGAUGACGACGGCGAUGUGGAGGUUCCGACGCUGGUGAUGGGUGAUGAUGAAGAUGAAGAGGAGAGUGGCGAGGAUGAGUAA